CGCAAAGUAGGUAAUAUGGCGGUAGUCGAUAGACCCACAAUGAACGGGGAUAUUGCAAAUUUUAGUAUAGGCCAUCGUGAAGAAGACCCGUUUGUCUCAACAAGCCUUCAAGAUGAGAUUGAAAAUAUACGCACAGUUAUUAAAGUUACAAGAUUAAAAUUGGAGGAAAUGAAUGCAGAAUUUGGUAAACAUCAGCAUCCACCACCUAUCUAUCUAAUGGAAUAUGAAGAAUUGGCAAAUAAGAUUCAUGAAUAUCAGUUACGAGAACAGAAGCUGUUGGAACAAAUGAGUAUUGGUCGAGCCUCUCCCCCUCCUAGUCCACUCCCUAUGACAGAAGAACCAUGUCGUUCUCCCGGCCCCCCACUUACUCCUAAUACAAGUUCUAAUAAUCUACAGAAUUUACCAACAGGACAGAAGAGUCCUCAACUCACUUCCCGUUCUCCUGGUGGUACAAUACGAGCUCAUUUACCUAGCUCUAUGGUGACAACAGUUGUAGUAACUCCCGGUAUAACAUUAAGAGAUGGAUUGGCUAAAUCAAUGAAACGUAGGGGAUUAAUAUAUAAAGAUUGUCAAGUAUUCCGACAGGGUACCAGAAUACCAUUAACAUGGAAUACAGAUAUGGCUGAACUAGCUGGCCAAGAGGUAUCUGUUGAAUUGAUCGAGGGAGAAGAAGGACUCAAUAGAUCUAUGUCUAGAGCUGUAGUUUUAGCACAUAAUUGUGGUCGAAAGACAUUUUUCGCAUUAACUUUCUGUGAUAUGUGCCGAAGUUUAUUGUUUCAAGGAAUUCGAUGCCAGACUUGUGGCCUCAAAUUCCAUCAGCGGUGUGAAGAGAAAAUACCACGUAACUGUCAAGGAGAUCUGGAAGUGUUUUUUCGACAACAAAGAUAUAAUUCUAGAGAACAAAUGAAACAGAUAUUAACAGAAAAUUCGCCUGCUGGUAAAGCAGCUUCAACUACGUCUCCUAGAAACAGACACCGCAGUCGUACUCCGGCACCACAACUAGGUCAGCGAGAGAGAUCCACAUCAGCUCCCAAUGUUUGUCAUAAUAUGGUGGAAAAUGGUCAAAUGUCACAACAGGAGUUCACAAGAAGAUUCCGACAUCUGCAAGGCAAGGACAAUCUACCACCUCAUUAUCGCUAUCUUUAUAAAGAUAAGAGACAUGCUAGUGAUAGUAGUGCCUCUAAACCUCAAUCACCUAAAGCUUCUGGCUCUAAUACAUUGAAGUUACCCCUCAAUUUUGCAAGUCCGGGAGGUAGUCCAACAAAGUCUGCACAGAAUUCACCAACCAGUACAGCAAAACAUGUCCGACCCCGAGCUAAGUCAGUAGAAACAGAACCAGGAAAAAGACGUGCUCGUAGAGAUUCAAAUGAUGAUUGGGAGAUCUCGAACGAAGAAAUAGAUUUGGGAGAAAGGAUAGGGUCAGGGUCGUUUGGAACAGUAUUUAAGGGACAUUGGCAUGGACCUGUUGCUGUAAAAAUAUUGAAUGUCAUAGAUCCUACACCCGCACAGAUGCAGGCAUUUAAAAAUGAAGUGGCAGUUCUCAGAAAAACUAGACAUGUAAAUAUUUUGUUAUUUAUGGGCUGUGUAUCUAAACCUCACCUGGAGAUCGUGACUCAGUGGUGCGAUGGUCUUAGUUUAUAUCAGCAUUUACACGUAAAGGAUACCAAGUUUCGAAUGGACCAGAUCAUAAUGAUAGCCAAACAAUCAGCACAGGGCAUGGAUUAUCUUCAUGCAAAAAACAUUAUACACAGAGAUUUAAAGUCAAACAAUAUAUUUUUAACAGAGGUUUUAUCAGAUAACAUGACUGUAAAGAUUGGUGAUUUCGGCCUGGCCACCGUGAAAACAAGAUGGAGUGGAUCUCAUCAGUUUCAACAACCAACUGGUUCCAUAUUAUGGAUGGCACCGGAAGUUAUUCAAAUGAAAGAACAGAAUCCCUAUACAUUUCAAUCUGAUGUGUAUGCAUUUGGUAUUGUACAGUAUGAAUUGAUGACAGGGGAAUUACCGUAUUGUAAUAUUAGUAAUAAAGAUCAGAUAUUGUUUAUGGUGGGUAAAGGUUAUUUAAGACCAGAUGUAAGUCGAGCUCGUACAGAUACUCCUAAAGCAUUUAAACGUCACAUGUUAGAUAGUUGUCAGUAUGAUCGAGAUAAUCGACCUUUAUUUCAACAGCUGCUGGCCAGUCUCGAGUCAUUGUACAAUUCAAUACCAAAGAUAAAACGCAGCAAAUCAGAACCUGCGAUUCACAGAACAGAUUCCUUUGAUCUCGAUUUUCGCUACAUGUGUCCUUCUCCUAAGACUCCUAUAAACACUCCUUUUGCACAGUUUAACUUUAUACAAGGAGGUGAUUAUUGAUGGUUUGACAUCCAACAAUCCAACUGUAGACUGUCUUACAAUAGGGAUUGAUAACACCAGUGUUACAAUAUAAACCAACAUUUCAACUACUCAACAUCAGGAAAAAAAAUGAAAGUAGAAGACCCGAAAAAGUUUGUAUCAAUACAGGGGAAAAAUGAAUCUUACAGGAUUUUGUUUUGCAUCAACACAUAAUGAAUGUUAAAUCACUAUUUACUGAUGUCUCGAUCUAUCUACGUCAAGUUAUUCAUGUAGACAGUGAAAUCAAUCCCUGGAUGUUAAAACAGUUGAUGAAGACAUUCAAAUCACAAGUCAAAUAUGUGAUUGAAUGUUUGGUGGCCAUGUUAUCUGUGUAGUCGCAGAAUGAAUCAACUACGUGUAUCAUUAUAUUAACUCAUUGACAUUCUGAUAGGGUUUGUGGCCAUGUUGCCAUGGUAAUCUACUGUGUCUUUCUCAUUUUACUGUUAGCCUCAUUCCUGGAUCUGCUGUGAUGUUAGGAGGGAAGAAAAGAUAGUGCUGAUAUAUAGUCAAAGCAUAUGUAGCAGAUGUUCUCUCUGCAAACUCUGGUUUGAACCAUUGAUCUUUGAAGUCUGAACACUGGUCAUUUAAAUAUAUUUAAAGUGAUAAUUGUAUGUGUCUGAUAUUAAAAAUGAGUAUUUUUCUUUUGAUUUCAUUUUUUUGAUGGGUGAAUCGUUUUAGUCAGUUAUGGAUCAUGCCUCUCUCAAAAGCUCAGUCUUUGUGCUGUAAAAGUUUAAUUAUGUGUGUGCACUACUACAUUCAUCCAACAAGGCUUCAUUUUUAAUGUAAUCUAUUUAACAAGUGCUAAGUGUGUAAGUGUGUGGUCACAUUAUAUAUACCUAUAUAUAUAUAUAUGUGUGUUCAAGUCAUCAUUUGAUGUGCGAUUGUUGUGUCAGCAAUAUGGAAUAUUGUAAUUUUUAAUGCAAUUGGAUUUGUUGAAGAUUUGUAAUUUCAAAUCUGUUUGUUGUUCUAUAAGGGCAUUUGCUUGUUUAUAUUUUUUGCAUACUUCUGAAGACUUAUCUGAAUCAUAGAAACUAGAUUAUGGUAGUGUUUCUAAUUUAGCUUUUCAUUAUUUCUCUUUAAGAGAAGAUGAGCUAAAUCUAGAGUCCAAAAGAAUUUAACAGUUGCAGGUUCAUUUAAUAUUUCGUAGGCAAUUUUCAGUUCUACGGAAAAAAAAAGAAUCCUAGUCUUAAAAUAUAUUGUUUUUCAAAUUCUUUGAACAUCACAUGAGGGUUAAUUAAUGUCAUCAUUUCCACAUAUAAUUUAUACAGCAUUAAAAUGUAUUGCUUAUUCACAGAUUUCAUUACAUGUGUGUUAUGUUUUCAACUAGAACCACAGUUUCCAUCAAAACACGCUUUGAUGCUUCUUAAUGCAUAUCCUGAUUAAAUUUAAUAAAGUGCCAAAUAUAAAUUAUAUAGUUCUGUACUUCUAUUAAAGAUGCAUUACAUGUAUGUAAGAGCUAAAUCUGCCUAUUGCAGGGUUUUUUUUUCUGGCUUCAAAUCUUCUGUGUAUUAUUAUUUAAACAUUUAUUCACAUGCCAAGCCUAUUAUCAACUCUCUGGACCAUCAGAUGGCUGAGAUUUAAAUGGAUUUGAACACCUGCAUGAUUUGAAAAUUUAAGGAUUAAAUGGAUAAUUAAGACAGAGUCUUGGUUGUCAAGUUUCGUUACUACAAUAAUAAAUGAUCUACGCUAAAUCUUCAGUCAUAACUUUGCACAGAAUAGUAAUUUGAAUGAAAUUUUCUAUACGUUCAUUUUUAAUUUUCUUUAUUUAUAUACGCCCACAUUUUCAUGUUAUCGUUGCCCCUGUCCAUCCGUGUGCCUGUAUGUCCAUUCGCAUUUUGUUUGUGGACACUCCAGGGGUUACAAUUUUAAUCUGAUUUAAUGAAGCUUCCUUUCAAUAUUCGUGCACAUCUGACCUUAACUUUCUGGAUUAUUAUGGCCCCUGAUUGUACGUAAAAUUGCAUUUUCUGCUUGUAGAUCAUCAAGGGGUCGGAAUUUUUAUCCAAUUUAAAAAAUGUUCUAAUAUGUCAGUGUUACAUCAUAAUGCCAAUUUAGUUUGAAUUUUGUGAAAAUCAGACCAAACUGCCACACUUUUUAUACGUCCACAUUCAUAAUGUGAACGUAUUAUGCCGUCGCCCCUGUCUGUGUGUGUGUGUGUGUGUGUGUAUGUAUGUAUGUGUGUGUGUGUGUCUGUGGUUCGCCUACAGGGCGCAAUUCUUCAUGGAUUUUCUUCAAACUUGGUAUACUUAUUCCUUAUACCCCAAGGAAGAUCCCUAUUGUUUUUGGUGCAUGCCCGACCCCCCGGGGCAGAGCCACGCCCAUUUCUAGUAUUUGUUUGUUUGUCGUCUACAGGCCACAUUUCUUAACUAAUAAUCUUGAAACUUUGCAUACACAUUCUUUGUACCCUAAGGAACAUCCCUAUCGUUUGGGGUGCAUGCCCAACCCCCAGGGGCAGAGCCACGCCCAUUUUCUUUUCGUGUGUCUUUGUGUCGCCUACAGGGCGCAAUUCUUACUGGAUUUUCUUCAAACUUGGUAUACUUAUUCCUUAUACCCCAAGGAAGAUCCCUAUUGUUUUUGGUGCAUGCCCGACCCCCAGGGGCAGAGCCACGCCCAUUUCUAGUAUUUGUUUGUUUGUCGUCUACAGACCGCAUUUCUUAACGUAUCACAUUGAAACUUUGCAUACUUACUCCUUCUAUCCUAAGGAACAUCCCUAUUGUUUGUGGUGAAUGCCCAGCCCCCAGGGACAGAGCCACACCCAUUUUCUUUUUGUGUGUCUGUAUGUCACUUACAUCCUUCAAUGCUUAAUCGAUGAUCUCGAAAAACUUUUUUAUACCUAUACGUUAUACCCUAAGGAUGACCUCUAUUUUUUUGGUGAUUGCCCAACCCCCAGGGGCAGAGCCACACCCAUUUUGUUCUUUGUGUCUCUGUGAGUUGCCUACAGGCCACGAUUCUUAAUGGAUUGUCUUUGAACUUGGGAUAUGUUUCCUUAUAGCCUAAGGACGACACUUGCAUGUCACAACCCCCAGGGGCAGAGCCACGCCCAAUUUUUAUGUUUAUCGUUUACAGGCCGGAAUUCUGAAUGGAUCAACUUGGUAUUUGGCAUAUGUAUUCCUUAUAGCCUAAGGGCAUCAACUAUUGAUUUUGGUGAAUGCCCCGACGCCCAGGGGCAGAGCAACGCCCAAUUUUUGGCUUUAACGCCCAAAGGCCACAAUUCUGAAUGGAUUAUCUUGGAACUUGGUAUACUUAUUCCUUAUACAUUAAGGACGGCAACUAUUGAUGUUGUCAUUUCAAUAACAGGAUGGUACCUAUUUAUAUUGUUUCCAUAUCCAACCCCCAUGGGCAGAGCCACGCCCAGUUUUUGUAUUUGUGGUCUACAGGCUGCAAUUCUGAAUGGAUCAUCUUGGAAUUUUGCAUAUUUAUUCCUUAAACCAUAAAGACAGCAACUAUUUAUUUUGAUGCUUGCCCCGACCUCGUAGGGCAGUGUCACGCCCACUUUAUUGUUAGUAUUUUGUCUGUAAAUUUGGCAAAACAAACCCGACGCCUAGCCUUCUUGGCCUCUGAUCAUAUUACAGCCAUUUCAUAUUUCAUUCUCUUCAUUUUAAAAAGUACCAUAUCAAUCAAAACUGGAAUGUGGACGUAUAUUGCAGCGUUAGCGAUGCU
Molecule: messenger RNA, 6024 nt
Organism: Patella vulgata (common limpet)
Lineage: Eukaryota; Metazoa; Mollusca; Gastropoda; Patellidae
Product: serine/threonine-protein kinase A-Raf
Exons: 17
Coding region: 16-2349 (777 amino acids)
Biological process (GO): protein phosphorylation; signal transduction
Molecular function (GO): protein kinase activity; ATP binding
Source: RefSeq, a predicted model, not a curated record